AUGUCAAUCUGCCCUCUCACGAGUUUCUUGCCCGCGUGGGAAGCAUGGUGCGACCUCGGGCAACUUGCUCUGCCUUCGAACAACCUGCUGAGAGCGCGAAGCCAUCAUAUUCCGCGCCCGGCAUUCCCCUUGUUCCCUGACCCCGCCCUCGCGCGGCGCAAGAACCCUGGCUGCGGCGGCGGCGGCGGCGCCAGGCCGCCCGUGAUGCACCUGAGCGUCGCCGCCGCCGCCGCCCUCGCCGCGGGCGGAACGCUCGCUCCGGGGUUGGCCCAGCGGUGGCGACGGGGGUGGCGGAGGGGGCGCGACGGCGCGGCAGCGGUGGCGGCGGCGGUGGCGGCGCCGCGAGAAGCCGGACAGUUCGUCCGCGGCUCUCGCAGCGCGCGCGUGCUGCUCCGCUCCGCUCUGCUUCGCUUCGCGCAGCCGCCGCUGCCACCGCCGCCGCCGCCGCCGCCUCCAUCGCACCGUUCACCCCGUGCGCCUAGCACAGCCCGUGACUGCUUAGCGGCAGUAUUCCGUAAAGAACACAAACAGAAUCGCCAAGCUGUCUUGCGUCCUGUAAAACUAAGGGUAAAACUAAGUGACAUUUACCACUCCACUUUUGAGUCUCGUAUAACGGCCGGCCGUGACCCAAAGAGCUUCGCGCCCGACGCGACGCAGGGCGAGCGAGGGCAGCGCGUCGGCCUUGGGCGGGCGGGCGAGCGAGCCUGGGCCGUGCCGGGCGCGGCGGCGGCCGGGAGUCGGGAGGCGAGGCGAGGCGAGGCCAGGCCCAGCAGCAACAGCCGCCGCCACCUGUUGCGCGCCCCGCCCGGGCCUGCCGCCGGGGCUGCGGUGGAGGCGGCUCGUCGCCCGGGCCCACCGCUGCCGCCGCCGCCGCCGCCGCCGCCAUCGCUCGCCAGGCCGCUUUUUGACAUGCCCAACAGCGCUCUUUUGUGCAUUACCGGCAACAGCUGGCACAAAUACGCGUGUUCCGCCGUCCAGCCUGAUGCAAAGCGGAUUGAUUUACCGGCGCGCGGCUACCGGUUCGCGCCUUUGAGUGGCGGCGGCAGCGUACAGGAAGGAAGCCGUCGCUCCUCCAGCCGGGCGGCCGUGUUUAUUGCCGCCGGUUCAAGGCCGCGCGGCGGCGGCGGCGGUGAACAGCUGCGAGGCGUGGCGUGGCGUGGGGGCGGGGUGGGGCACACGCCCGGCGCGUGGGCCGGUGCUGCGCUCCCACGCCCGGGUAUUUUGGGCGACGGCGGCGGCGGCACGGCGUUGGUGGCGACGGAGGCGGUGGCGGAGGGGAUGGUGGUGCUGUGGCGAUCAUUAAAAAAAACAACUAUUAAUCAUUGUUCGACAUAA
Molecule: messenger RNA, 1335 nt
Organism: Gryllus bimaculatus (two-spotted cricket)
Lineage: Eukaryota; Metazoa; Arthropoda; Insecta; Orthoptera; Gryllidae
Source: the annotation of a GenBank genome assembly